CUGCGCAUGCGCAAGGUCCUUAUGGAAGAGGACGAGAGAGGGGCAGAGCGGGCAGUUGGAGGGGCCCCAGUGGCAGGACGCAACCUGAAGGCCUGGCUGCAAGAUCAGUACUGCGACCAUGAUCUGGAGCAGUGCCAGGACACACUGUUACAUAAUGCCGCUUGUGUGGGGGACAUUGAUACCUUGAGGACCCUGUUACAGGAGGAAAGGUUCCUGAGACGUAUCAAUGAGAAGUCUGUGUGGUGCAGUGGUUGGCUUCCCUGCUCCCCGCUCCGUAUUGCCGCCACUGCUGGUCAUGCAGAUUGUGUCGCUCUCCUUAUUGAUUUCGGAGCACAGCUGGAACUGGUGGAUGUUAAAGGCCAAACACCACUGUUUGUGGCCACAGAAAAUGGACACUUGGACUGCGUGCAAGUUCUUCUGAAGGCUGGAGCAGAUCCCAACGGGAGUCCGCAUAAUAGGAGCUCACCGGUAUACCAUGCUGCACGAGUGGGCCGUGCUGAUAUACUACAAGAGCUAAUCCGAUACGGAGCCGAUGUGGAUGUUGACCGUCAGCUGUCAGGUGGUCUUGGUUCUUCACUACCCCGAGCUCUGACAUCAUUAACUUGUACCCCACUGUACAUAAGUGCAGCCUAUCACAACCUCCCAUGCUUCCGCCUCUUGCUUCAAGCUGGUGCCAAUCCUGAUUAUAAUAGUUGGAGCCCAGUGUGUGAAGCAAACCUUGUACGUUCAUCUCCAUCCUGCUUGCUGGAGGCAGUUUUGCGCCAUGGUUGUGACAAGCAGUUUGUUGAACUCCUCAUUGAUUUUGGAGCAAAUCUGAGUCUUUUACGCAGAGAACCAACUUCUGAAGAGCACUCCAGAAAGAAAGUGAACCCAGAGGCCUUGCAAGUCUUCAGAGAAGCAAAAUGUCUUCCCCGGACCCUGUCAAGCCUUUGUCGUAUUGCUGUGAGGAGAGUGAUUGGUAAACUCAGACUGUAUUCGAUUAGCAGCCUUCCUGUUCCUGAUCGUGUCAUACGUUUCCUUCUCUGUGAGCAGUAACACAACCUAAAUAUCUAAUAUGAAUGCACACACAUGUCUUCCUAACAAUGGAAAUGAAGGAGUCUUUUUUUUUUUGCUUCAGGAAGGUUUUUCAUCACUGUGUGAGUGCCUUAUUCCAACACCUUUUUUUAUUCUUACCAAUUUAUUUUCUUAAAGAGUCACUAUACUUCCACACAACUUAACUUGUACAAUAGUACAAGUGAUCACAAGAAACUUUGUAAUAUGGUUUAUCAGUGAGAAAUGUCUAGUUCUCCUGUUCUCAACUGUUUACCCCUCCUUCCUCCCCUUGCUAAUUGCUUUUCACUUUAAAAAGUGUUUUGAAUUCUGUCUCGAGACACAGCAGGUCCACAGGAGAAUCAUAUUGCACAUGUCAAAAUAGAGGUUUUCUGCUUAGGACAGACCCUGUUUAUUCGACUGGUCCUUCAGUGCGAAGUUGAUCAUGGGGUAUCAUGCUGCUAGAACCCCCAGAUAUGUUCUGUAAUCUGCUAGGCCCCCAGCAACCCCUUUAAACUUGAUGCAACAUAAUGGCCCUUAUGUAUCUACGCCAAAAAUCUAUCUAAAAAGUGGUAAAAAUUGGCGCAUCCGGGGAAAAUUGAUCAAAGGUUUUAUGGCACAACAGUGGC
Bufo bufo (common toad) is the source of this 1658-nucleotide messenger RNA. Its product is annotated as ankyrin repeat and SOCS box protein 1-like. Gene Ontology annotation, biological process: protein ubiquitination; intracellular signal transduction. Gene Ontology annotation, cellular component: ubiquitin ligase complex. The transcript has 5 exons. The record is from RefSeq and is a predicted model, not a curated record. The coding region runs from base 7 to 1035 and encodes 342 amino acids. Gene Ontology annotation, molecular function: protein binding. NCBI's taxonomy places the organism in Eukaryota, Metazoa, Chordata, Amphibia, Anura, Bufonidae.